This is a messenger RNA of Vollenhovia emeryi, 1377 nucleotides long. RefSeq lists its product as uncharacterized. Gene Ontology annotation, molecular function: catalytic activity. The record is from RefSeq and is a predicted model, not a curated record. The coding region runs from base 1 to 1377 and encodes 458 amino acids. The transcript has 2 exons. NCBI's taxonomy places the organism in Eukaryota, Metazoa, Arthropoda, Insecta, Hymenoptera, Formicidae.
AUGUUAAAAUUGUUGCAGGCGAACCUCAACCGCUCCCGCCCGGUCCAGGACAUGUUCCUCCAUGGCCUGGCGGAGGGUGGUUGCGCCUUAGGGAUAGCGACCGAGCCAAAUAGAGUCCCUCGCCACCCGUGUUGGGCGGGCAGCGACGAUGGCUCGGUCGCUAUCACUUGGAGAAGAGUGGGGGAGAGUCAAGUCCCCGCCUCCAGGAUUGAUGGAGGCGAGGGAUGGGUCGCCGUGGAGUGGGGCCCACUAAUUAUAGUGGGACUCUACUUGCGGCCCAGCCUCUCCCGAGCAGAGGCGGAAGACAGGCUCCACGAAUUGGAGGCCUGGAUCCAAGGCCAUAUACCCGCCCCGCUGCUGGUCGCUGGGGACUUCAACGCCAAGUCGGCGCUUUGGGGUUCCCGGCGGCCGGACGCGAAGGGCGGGGACGUAGUGGAGUGGGCGUCUCGGCUGGGGCUUCACCUCCUAAACACGGGAACCACAAGCACCUGUGUGAGGCCGCAGGGUGAGUCGAUCAUUGAUCUGACAUGGUCCUCACCUGCGGCCUCUGGAUGGGUUACUUCUUGGCGGGUGGCGGAGGAGCUGGAACUCCUGUCCGACCACCUGCCAAUCGAGGUGGAGCUCCAGCGAGCUCCCAAUGAGCGGACUAGCAGCGGCCGUCCCUUAAAAUGGGCGGUUCGCAAAAUUGACCACGAUCGCCUCACGGCAUCCCUCGUCGCAGCUAACUGGGCGAGGGGGCCGGAGGCACUUGGGAUCGAGGAGGAGGCUGCGUGGCUCAGGAGGACGAUGACGGAGGCGUGUGACAGCCAUGCCUCGAGCCACCCAGACGCGCAACGGGCGAGGAGAAGGGCUGGUUCCUCCGGGGCGUACCUGGAGGAACUUAAGGAGAUAUACCGGGAGCGGCGGGCCGAGCUGAGGGCCGCCGUUAAAAAGUCCAAGGAGAGGGCGUGGGAAGAGAUGAUCCUCUCCUUGGACGAAGACCCGUGGGGGCGUCCCUACAAGCUCGUGAUGAAUAGGUUGAGCAGUGGGGCGCCCCCGACGGUGGAGGCCCUGAACCCGCCGUUCCUCGGCGAGGUGGUCUCCACGCUCUUCCCCCGCAACGACUACGCGGGGGAACAGGAGCAAGAGGAGGAAUGGGAGGAGCACCAGGAACUCCCAGAGGCACUGGAGGUCUCGGAGUCGGAGCUUGCGGCCGCGGCCAAAAAGUUAAAGGCGGGCAAGGCUCCGGGACCGGAUGGGAUCCCAGGGAGUGGCCUUCACUUGGACACAGUACAAGUGGACACUGUGCAAAUGGACACGGUGCAAAUAGACACGGAAUAUUGCACACGGUUCAUUUGGACACAGAAAUUUUGGACACAGAAAAGUUUCACACCAUAA